Lathyrus sativus (Indian pea) is the source of this 1470-nucleotide messenger RNA. NCBI's taxonomy places the organism in Eukaryota, Viridiplantae, Streptophyta, Magnoliopsida, Fabales, Fabaceae. The record is from the annotation of a GenBank genome assembly.
AUGGGGGCCGUUUUUGUAAUAACGCUGGCGAUGCUAACGGCGGCGACGGUUAUUUCUGGAUCGCCGGUGACUCUUUCGUUGGAAAGAGCGUUUCCGACGAAUCAUGGAGUGGAGUUGUUUCAGCUCAGAGCGAGAGAUUUGUUGAGACAUCGGAGAAUUUUGCAGUCUUCAAAUGGUGUUGUUGAUUUCGAUGUUCAUGGUACCUUCGAUCCCUUCCAAGUCGGGCUAUAUUUUACAAAGGUGCAGUUAGGUACUCCUCCAGUAGAAUUUUAUGUGCAAAUUGAUACUGGAAGUGAUGUUCUUUGGGUCAGUUGCAGCUCCUGCACUGGUUGUCCACAGACAAGUGGGCUACAGAUUGAGCUCAAUUUUUUCAACGCCGGGCGCUCCUCAACAUCGUCAUUAAUCUCGUGUUCUGACCGAAGGUGCAACAGUGGAAUACAGUCAUCAGACGCGACCUGUUCCAGUCAGAACAACCAGUGUUCUUACACUUUCCAGUAUGGAGAUGGUAGUGGAACAUCAGGCUAUUAUGUGUCAGAUACGAUGCAUUUGGAUACUAUUUUCGAGGGAUCUGUGGCUACAAAUUCUUCAGCUCCUGUAGUUUUUGGUUGUAGUAACCAGCAGAGUGGAGACUUGACAAAGUCCGACAGAGCAGUUGACGGUAUAUUUGGAUUCGGGCAACAGGAAAUGUCUGUGAUCUCCCAGCUCUCCUCACAAGGGAUUGCUCCAAGAGUAUUCUCACAUUGUCUUAGAGGAGAUAGCACUGGUGGAGGAGUUUUGGUUCUUGGUGAGAUUGUGGAGCCUAACAUAGUUUAUACUCCACUUGUUCCAUCCCAGCCUCACUACAACUUAAAUCUACAGAGCAUCUCUGUCAACGGCCAGGCGUUGCAAAUCGAUGCAUCGGUUUUUGCUACAUCAAACAACAACAGAGGCACCAUUGUUGAUUCUGGAACAACUUUGGCAUACCUUGCAGAAGAGGCUUAUGAUCCCUUUGUCAAUGCAAUUACAGCUACAAUACCACAAUCAGUACGCACUGUUGUUUCUAGGGGAAAUCAGUGUUUCUUAAUUACUAGCAGUGUGGCUGAUAUUUUUCCUCAAGUAAGUCUGAACUUUGCUGGUGGUGCAUCGAUGGUUUUAAGACCACAGGACUACCUUAUACAGCAAACUUCUGUUAGUGGUGCAGCAGUGUGGUGCAUUGGCUUUCAGAAAAUCCAGGGUCAAGGGGUGACAAUUCUAGGAGAUCUCGUAUUAAAAGACAAAAUUAUUGUUUAUGAUCUAGCCGGUCAACGUAUUGGAUGGGCUAACUAUGACUGUUCUUUGUCGGUUAACGUCUCUGCAGCAACUGGCACUGGCAGAAGUGAAUAUGUGAAUGCUGGAGAGAUAAGUGGGAGCAAUUCUUUACAUGAUAAGUAUUCAAAGACAGUAUUCUUGUCUCUCUUCGUAGCAUUGAUUUGCUGCUUUGUGUUUUUAUAG